Molecule: messenger RNA, 1270 nt
Organism: Vidua macroura (Pin-tailed whydah)
Lineage: Eukaryota; Metazoa; Chordata; Aves; Passeriformes; Viduidae
Gene: NECAB1
Product: N-terminal EF-hand calcium binding protein 1
Exons: 10
Biological process (GO): regulation of amyloid precursor protein biosynthetic process
Cellular component (GO): cytoplasm
Source: RefSeq, a predicted model, not a curated record
CUCAGCUGGAAAGCAUCUUGGCAGAAAAGGAUAUUGGGUGAACACCAAGUUGAACAUGAGCUAACAAUGUACCCCUGUGGCCAAGAAGGUCAAUGAAUGACCCAGAGUCAAAACCUCAUUUCAGAGCCAGACUCAUUCACACAACUUUGGACUUCCUCAUAUGUACCACAUAUCUGUAUUAUUUUUCAAAGCACUUAGGAGAGUAUGAAAAUGUUCUAUCUGUCUUGGAAGACUUAAACAUAACCAUACUGAAGGCAAUGGACAAAACAAAGAAAGACUAUCAGGAAGCUUACACUUUGGAGCAGUUUGUGACUCGCUUUCUUUUGAAGGAGACACUGAACCAGCUGCAGUCCCUCCAGAGCUCCCUGGAAACCACAGAGGAGCAGACCCGGCAGGAGAGAAAAGAUCCAACAAAACCAGAAGUGCCCUCAGUUCAGUGGCCAGGAAAACACUUAGCUCGAAGUCUUCAGAGGAACAACAGCCUGUCAUCAAAUAACCCUUACUCUAACCCAGGCUGGAUUUAGGAAGACAACCAAUGGGUGAUCCAGAUAAACAGACUCCAGAAGCUAAUUGAUAGACUGGAAAAGAAGGACGUAAAGCUUGAACCACUUGAAGAGGAAGUUUUGGAAGAAAAUGCAAGAUCUCACAUAAUGAUCGUUCAGUACCAGAUGUCUGUGAUAGAAGAAAAAGUGGAGGAAUUCCGUCUUGCUCUGAAGCAAUACCUGGAAUCUGCUUCUGCUCAAGGUGGCUACUUGCAUGUUUCCAUACAGAAGUUUCCAAGUAAUUUCCACUUCAGCAAUGCCUGGAAUAGCCACCUUCAAAUAAGUUACAGUAAGACAUUCCAAAGAAGUAAAGUGGAUUUCUUGGAAGCUCCAGAGCUUAUCACAACAAUGCUAGUCUCUGCAUCGUGGUGGGUCCUCAAUAACAACUAGAAGCUGUGGUUCCAAGUAAUGUUAAUGUUGUAUUGUCUUUCAUUACACUAACAUAUUGCAGUGUACAGGUGAAAUUAUGAUGUAAUAACAUUAGUUAUUAUGGAUGGCAUCUUUUCCACUUUAUCCAUUCUAAAAUCUGGAAAACUGUGCAUUUAUUACCUUUUCUUCUUGUGACUAGUUCAGUGAAAUGAUGCAUUCUAAAAACUGAAAUAAGACAACUAUGAUAAACUAUUUAUUUCUGUGACAGUCCAGACUGUCACAGAAAAGUAUGUCUUGAAUGUAUGACUAAAUAUUUGUGAAAAAUUUUAUUAAUGCACUAAUAAACAACCAUUACUUAA